CCAAGAGGUCAGCCCUAUACCCGAACCAGGGAGAACUUGCGCAUGUUAUCUCCGCGCAAUCCCAAGCUGCUGACAGAUUCAGCUGCGCAUCUCCGGAUGGAUACCCUGCAGCUGCUUAAAAACCUCUCCUCCGACUUCCCGUCCGUCCCUCUCUCCCUGACUCUAACUAGAGAACGGCGAAAAUCAACAGCAACCAACCAUGUUCCGCCGCGCAAUUUUCAUCGCCGCCAUCACCGCCUACUACCUCUCACCCACCUUCUUAACCGACACUCCAAAGGAACCCCCAAUCGCCGGCCGCGCAAACACAGUCCUCUACCUAACCGACAGCUCCAGCGGCCUCUCAAACAGCCACAUCGCCUCGGCCUUUGCACUGCUCGAAUCCCACCCACAGAUCCAAAUCUACUGGGCCUCCUUUAGCACACCACCGAUCGAGCCCCGACUGAAGCGCAUCUCCGCCGCGGCGCGGACGAAGAACCCAGACGCGAAACCAAUUAUCUUCCACGAGAUGCGCACAGCGAGCAUGAUUGAAAACCUGGACAAGGUAUACACGUCCCUUGACGACUUCAUCAUGCCGUGCGGACUAGCCGGGUACGAUAAGAUGCUGUCGAUAAUCGAGACGGUGGUGCUCCCCUGGAGUGCGGAGGAGUAUUAUGCGAUUUUCGCCGAGACGGUCGAGUUGAUUGAGAGUGUUGAUCCGUCCGUCGUUGUCGUGGAUAGCAUCCAGCGGCCGUUCGUCGACGCCGUCCGGAAUACGAAUCGGCGCUUCGCGAUCCUGAGUCCCAAUGCGUUGACGGAUAUCAUCGCCUACCGCCAGCCGUGGGCGGAGAUGUUCUGGAAGCUUCCUGCAAUGAUGUCCGGAACCCCCUACCCCAUCCCCCUCUCAUCAAUCCCCACAAACAUCUACAUGCAAGCCCGCUUCAUCUGGCGCCUCAUAACCUCGCCGCGCCUCCGCGCCGCCCGACGAACCCUCACAACCCUCGGCGUGCACGACCCCAUAAACAUGCAAAUGCACUUCGACGACGUCCCGCUCAUCUCUGGCGAUUUCCCCGAGGCCGGACUCCCGCUCUCGUACUACCCGCCUAAUGUUACCGUCUGCGGACCGAUUGUGCUUGAUACGGCGCCUGCGGAGGUGCAGGAUGGCGGGAUGGUGCGGUGGCUCGAAGGUAAUGGGGAGAGUAAAGGGGAGGGUGACAAGAGUAAGGGUAAGGACAAAAACAUUCUAAUCUGUCUCGGGAGUAACGUGGCGUACAACGAGCGGCGGGCGCGCGCGCUGGGCGGGGCGGUGUUGCGGGUUCUCCAGCAGCAAGCGGAUGUAAAGGUUUUGUGGAAGUUUGUGAAGGAGGGGGAGUAUGAUGAUGACGAUAUAUGGAGGGGGCCGCUCGAGGCGUAUAUUGCCAGUGGGAGGUUGCGCAUCGAGACGUGGUUGGAUGUGGACCCCGUUUCGCUUGUUAACACGGGGAUGAUCGAUGUCUGGGUUCAUCAUGGAGGUGCGAAUUGUUAUUACGAGGCUGCUAUGUCCGGCGUCCGCCAGGUGAUCCUCCCGCUGUGGUUCGACCUCUACAACUUCGCUCAGAUCGCCGAAUACGCUGGCGUGGGUAUCUGGCCGGGGAAGGAGACGGCGCCGGAGUGGGAUGUCGAGUCGCUGAGUGAGGGGUUUCUGACGGCACUGCAGGGUGAGAAGGCGGAUAGGAUGCAGGAGAAGGCGGAUGCGUUGAGGGAAGCUGCGGCGCGGUAUGAUGGAAGGGGGUGUGCGGCUGAUGUUAUUGCGCGGAUGGCGGGGGGUGGACGGGAAUUGAGUUGAGUUGAGUUGAUUUGGACUAUGAGGUUUGAUGGCCUGGUGAGGCGGGCGAAAGGUGGUUGGUAGAAUUUGUGUUGGUGUGACGGACAGCGAGGACCACCUGACUGUAAAUAGUUCGUAUAUCCUACGAAUUACUCUAGAACUGUAGUAGAAGAGAAAUUUCAUAUGGUGGACUCUGAGGAG
Messenger RNA from Aspergillus calidoustus, 1981 nucleotides. The record is from the annotation of a GenBank genome assembly. Lineage: Eukaryota; Fungi; Ascomycota; Eurotiomycetes; Eurotiales; Aspergillaceae.